Molecule: messenger RNA, 3095 nt
Organism: Ictalurus furcatus (blue catfish)
Lineage: Eukaryota; Metazoa; Chordata; Actinopteri; Siluriformes; Ictaluridae
Product: P2Y purinoceptor 11-like
Exons: 2
Coding region: 61-1017 (318 amino acids)
Biological process (GO): calcium-mediated signaling; G protein-coupled receptor signaling pathway; cellular response to ATP
Cellular component (GO): plasma membrane
Molecular function (GO): G protein-coupled ATP receptor activity; neurotransmitter receptor activity
Source: RefSeq, a predicted model, not a curated record
ACAAACUCAGUACCAAGUACAAAACAUUUUACCAAGACAGAAUCAAGGAGGCUCGGUAAAAUGAAAGGAAACUGGAACUGGAGCUGUAACAGUACGUUUCAAAAAGGCCUGUUACCUCCCAUCUACAGUGUGGAGAUGUGUGUGGCGCUGGUGGGGAACAUACUGGCGCUGUGGCUGCUUGUGACUAAGGAGAAGAAGAACUGGCACAUGGGAGUGGUGUUCUCCUGCAACCUGGUCAUCAGUGACAUCUUUUACGCCCUCACGCUGCCCAUUCUUAUCGACUAUUAUUCAAGAGAUCGACAGUGGAUAUUUGGUGAUGCUGUCUGCAAAAUAGAGUGCUUUCUCUUCACCUGUAACCUCUACGUCAGCAUUUACUUCAUCAUGUGCAUCAGUGUUCAUCGAUACCUAGCCAUCGUUCAACCAAUCUUCACGCGCAAACAUAUUCGCCCAAAACACGCCAAGAUCAUCAGUGUGUUCGUCUGGAUCUUUGUGGCAAGCAUUUCAUCUCCACUUCUCUACUUUUCAGGUGUCAAUGGGGACAGAUGUUUCUUAUUUGCAAAUCUACUCUAUGCAUCAAACCUAAAGUCUACCUACAGGGUGUUUAUGGGUGUUAUAGGCUGCUUGGUCCCAUUUGUAGUUACUUUUGUAUCCUAUUUUGGUGUAAUAAUGGCUGUUUUUAAAAAUGCAAAUAUCACCUCAGUCCAGAAGAAAAAAGUGGCUCUGAUUAUUGGAUUAGUCUGUGUCUUGUACACUCUGUCUUUUGUCCCCUAUCACAUUCUACACAUAGUGAACUUUAAACUGAAUGAAGACAGAAAUGCUUAUUGUUAUGUGCAUAAUGGAUACCAAGUGUCAAAGGCAUUAGUUUGUCUGAACAUGUGCCUCAAUCCCAUCCUGUAUAUGGCUGUGUCUGACAGUAUCAGGGCAGUGUGCUGUACAAGGAGCUCAAAUGUAUCAAACUUACAAAUCACAGUUGGAGAACACUCGUCAAAAAACCUUGAAUUGAAAUCCAGAAACUGAGAUUGAAAACCAUUUUCUUUCCUUCAAAGACUUGUGUUGAUUUGGAUGUAUGUUUGGGGUCAUUAUCAUAUUGAAAAAUUCAACUAUGGCCAAAUUUUACCCUUCUGGAAGAGGCAGCCAUGUUUUGGGCUAAUAAUGUUACUGUAGGUAAUAAAACUGAUAAUACACUCAACACUCACAAGUUGUUAAACAGCCCCAAAAGAUUAAUGAUGUGACUCCAUAUUUUAUUUUACAGUGGGUUUGGGGGAUUGUGCUUGUAUGCAGUUGAUAUUGUCACCAAACAUUCAUUUUGGUCUAAUCUAAACUGAAUCCAGUCCUAUAAUUUUUUUUUUACUUAGAAAUAAAAUAAGUUUAUUAGUGCAUGCUGAGGGAUUUGUUUUAUGUUCUGAAUACAACAGUCUGAUUGUAUUUCUCAACAUCUAGUUUAAGGGAGCAGCAAGAGAAAAAGUUCCUUGCCAUGUAUUCUCCAACCUCAUCAGGCAUUAUAUGUGAAUACUCAGAGCUGUUAUCUUGGCAAAGCGAGGUAACACAAAGUAUUGACUAAAAGGGUGCCAAUAAUUGUUGCACAUCUAUAUUUAACAAAGAUAUAUUUUUGAGAAAUCUGUGUUUUGUUUGCAACAGAUUGAUAUCCGUGAGAGCAGAGUAUUUUUGUGAUUUUUUUUUUAACAGAAGAUCAAACGGAAAAACAAUAAAGACAAAUCUUCACAGCUUUCUUUGCUCAUAUUUACCAAGGGUGCCAAUAUUAGUGGAGGGCACUGUAAAUAAAAUCCAUAAAAGUGUUGCAGCUAUGGAAUACAGUAUGUAUCUGCUGAGAUCGAUUGGAUGUAAGAACAUAAUAGAAUAAAAUGCAUUGACUAUAACAUGCAUGCUUUUUUUCUUUCUUUUUCUUUCUUUUUUUCCAUUUAUUAUGUUCGCCUGCAUUAUGUUGCAUUAAUAGAAUUUUCACCGACUUAACCUAAUUACAUCAUAAAGAAGCUGUGGGUGCAAUCAUUGUUGAGAUAAAAUAUGAACCAGCACUAACUAAACACACACACAUGUGGUACCAAUUUUACCAAACAGUGUAAUUUGAUGAAUAAGUGAAAUAUUCUUCCAUUACUGACUGCAUUCUGCCUAAAGAUAUACUUGUGCCAUGUAAUCAUGUUCAUUUAAAUAUUUCUUGGAUAUUCUGCUGUAUUUUAGUCCUUACAUACAUACAUACAAUCAUGUGAAAACAUAAGUACACCCUAUGGAAAUACCCUAUAAAUACACCCUAUUUAGCAGCAGAUUGCUGAAAGAGCGCUACCGCAGAUCCUUCAUCCCUACAGCAGUCAGACUCUUUAACGCAACAACAACAUAAUAUAGCACUGCUAGCUGGUUUUUUGCAUCAUCAACCUACACAUUAUUAUUAUUUGUGGUAUAUAUUCAAAUUUGUAUUCACCUGUACAUACAUUGAGGUGCCCAUAGUAUACUUAUUUUAAAAAAUUAAGUGUUUAGAGUAAACCUUGAAAUGAAAAUAUGAAACUGACUACAUUGAUGACAGGCCAGGACUCGAUAUUACAAUGUCAUUUAGCAAUUAAAAACAGUAUAUGAAGCUUCUUAAAGUUAAAUGUAAAGAACACGUUAAAUAGUUCAUUAUGACUUCUUAAGCAUGUAAAACUGAGUUUUAAUUGUGUAUCAAGAUUUAAUCUAACGUUUGAAUGCAAACAUGGGUCUGGAGGCUGUAAAUGAAUGUUCUAUACUAUUCCUAAUUUAUUCUAAUACUGGUGCUUUGCAUUGCUGUUUUUAGGAGGCUCAAUAAAAUGGUAAGAAACGGGAGCUGUGCUCAGGGAUUGUGCAUGUGUGCAGUUGCUAUUGUCACCAAACCUUUAUUUUAGUCUCAUCUAAACUGAUUCCAGUUGUAAAUUCAGUAAUGAGAAGCUCUCAGGAUCAGAUUUUUUGUGCAACUCAUUCAAACAGUUUGUUGUGUUUAAUAGUUGAGUUUGAAUCCCAAAAAUCUAAUAAACUGUACAAUUCUGAUACUGUAAACUUGUGUUCAUCAGCUGUUUUAGCUUUAGCUUUAGCUAAUCUAUUUUCAAGCUUUCAAAUGAACAUGUAGAGCG